AUGAGCUGGUUUUUUCGGCAGUCGCAGCCUGGAUAUGUUGGCAGCAACGUCCAAAUCGGCUCGUACAAUGUUCACAUCGAAUCAGUCCUCGCCGAGGGUGGCUUUUCCAUCGUUUAUCUCGCUAAUGCUAAAAUUCCGAAUUCCAAGUCGACUAAAGCAGCCCUCAAGCGUAUGUUUGUGAAUGAUGAAGAGACACUCGCUGGGUGCAAAAAUGAAAUUCAAGUCAUGCGAAAACUGACGGGCCACAAGAACAUAGUCCGUUACAUGGCGCACAAAAUAACCUGCCUGAAAAAUGGCACGCACGAAGUCCUGGUCCUUAUCGAGUACUGUUCUCGUGGCCAUGUCCUGGACUUUAUGAACAAAAGACUCAACAGUGGAUUUACUGAGGAAGAAGUGAUGAAGAUCUUCUGUGACGUCGUCGAAGCUGUAGCGAAGAUGCACCAGUCGAAUCCUCCUUUUGCCCAUCGUGAUUUGAAAGUAGAAAAUGUCCUGAUUCACGAUAGUGGUAGAUAUGUUCUGUGCGAUUUUGGGUCAGCAAGUAGUCGUAUCCUCGAGCCAGACAAAAACGGUGUUAGUACUGUCGAAGAAGAAAUCACCAAGUUCACGACUGUUCAAUAUCGUUCUCCAGAAAUGGUCGAUCUUUAUUCCGGCUUUCCGAUCGGGCCCAAGUCGGAUAUUUGGGCACUGGGCGUUCUCUUGUAUCAUCUCUGCUUUUUCAACCUUCCGUUUUCUACGACUCUUUCUAUUCAAACUGGCGAAAUCUCUGUUCCCGAUAAUUCGCCGUUUUCCGUUGAAAUUCAUCGAAUUAUUCAAUUUUGUCUCACUGUGGAUGUUCAAAGACGUCCAGAUAUUUGGCAGCUCGCGGAAGCUGUUUUCGCCCAUGCAAAGCGCCAGAAUCCUGUCCAUAACCGAAACAACUCUCCUUCUAUUGACCUCUUAACGAUCUCCCCAUUAAUGAACGCUACCCAACUCGCCCAGUUCAAAGAAGACCAGCGUCGGCAACAGAAAGACGCGUCGAAUCAACAGAAUCAGCAAGGCAAUUUCGCGAAUGCAACAAUAGCACCAAGACAACGACCGAAUCCGAAGCGACCGCCUUCUCCGAAAGAAAUGGUCAAUAGAGCAGAAUCUGCGCUACAGAUUCUUCAAAAACAAAUGGCCGAUAUAAAAGUCACAUAUGCCCAGCUCCCUGCCACUGAUAGCCGCCGAAUCAAACUAGAAAACGACGCCGCAACGAUCAAAAUCAAGUAUCAGAAAAUCCUCGAUUUGCGGAAUGAAAAUCGCUCGCGCCUCGCCAACUCUUCAAGUACGACAUUUAAUCCCAGUCAGCAAAGUGCGAAUUUCCGCCAGAAUCCGCCGCGCGCCGAAAUUCCCCCUCCGAAGAUUCCGCCGAAGAUUCAUCAAGGAAAUGCGCCUGAAAUCCACACAAAUCAUCAUCUUACUCACAGAAGAGUGCUCUCUGAUCCAUCCACUAUUCAAGAGAUUCAAAGUCAGCAACUUCAGCAACAGAGACAAAAUCAAAUGGCAUCCUCGCAGACUUUUACUACUGGACUUUCAGCAUUUCAACAGCCCGUGAUUCCUGAUCAAAUGUCAUCUUUUGCUUCUGAUUCGACAAUCGACUCCGUUUCAACUGUAAGGCUUGCUAACUCACCUUCAGAAAAAGAUGAUGAUGCUUUUGAUGCUUUCCUCGAAAAACGGAAGAACUUGUCCGAUGCGCCGACAAACUUCAAAUGCGAAAAGGGACCAGUCUACCAAGCUCUUUAUUCCAACGGGACUUCUGAAUCUCAACCCGAGACAAACGGUGGCUGGGUGAAAGAUCCAGAAGAUACUGAUGAUUCUUCGUCAGUUUCCGACUCUUCAGAAUCGCGAUCGGUUAAAUCGGAUUCCGAAGAUGCCGACGCGCUCAUUGAUUCUUCUGAUGACGAUUUUCCGCAAGUUCGGCAAAUGCGCUCCCAAACUUGCCCGAAUUUGUCGGACUCCGUCAAUCUAGCGCUGAAUCGAGAAGAAGAUCCAUUCUCGAUGGCUCCGUUUCCAGCUGCCGCUAUUCCGCCACAAAUUAAAGAAAAUGACCCCUGGGGUGACAAUCUUCCACAAAGUAGACCUCCUAUCUCAAAGACGAAUCCUUUCCGAAUGGGCGCGUUUUCCGGCCCGCUUGAAUCUUCUAAUGAUGCCGAUCCCUUCAAUAAUGCUCCAUUCCCAGCGACAUGA
Oikopleura dioica is the source of this 2205-nucleotide messenger RNA. Lineage: Eukaryota; Metazoa; Chordata; Appendicularia; Copelata; Oikopleuridae. The record is from the annotation of a GenBank genome assembly.